Necator americanus (New World hookworm) is the source of this 915-nucleotide messenger RNA. RefSeq lists its product as uncharacterized. Bases 1 to 915 code for a protein of 304 amino acids. Lineage: Eukaryota; Metazoa; Nematoda; Chromadorea; Rhabditida; Ancylostomatidae. The transcript is spliced from 4 exons. The record is from RefSeq and is a predicted model, not a curated record.
AUGCUUUUCUUGCUGUCCAUUCUUGCUACAGUUUUCACAAUGGCCUAUGGCGUAUCAAAAUCACAACCGGCUGAUGAUGAUCUGUUCCUUGCGUUAGACAAAGAACUGGAAGACUUCCUCACUAGAGCACUUGAUGUUGGGUCGUCGAAAAUAGAACGCGACGAGCUUCAGAAUACCGAAGGAAGUGGAGAAUCGCAAUUGAUUACACCGACUGGGACGUCUCACACUACACACGAACCCGAUUCCCAAUUAAAUACUACUAUGUCAUCUUCACCAAGCAUUGGAGCCUCCUCGGACGAAGCAAACAGAGAAACGGUGCAAGUACAACCAUCCUUCUCAACAGUAGCUACACAUACGCUUACUGAGCCGGAAGUGGCAAGGACCGUGGCGGACCGCAUUGUGGAGACGAAUCUGGAUGAGUUUCUAAACUCAACUGAAUCUCUUCAAGCGACAUCUGGAGUUUCCACUCAGUCGAUAACCACCAUCAAUUUUUUAACAACACAAACAGAUUUCUCAUUUUUCCUUACCACCAGUGCGACUCCGACAACGAUCGCUGAGAGAAUGCCACAAAUAAUCGUACGUGACGCAAAUCACACCGUCGUGGGAUGCAUCGCUGAAGCUACUUGCUAUUCAGACAGUGAUUGUGAACAGGGCGUUUGCCUUGGAGCUCUUCUCGGAAAGUGCAACUGUCAUGCAUGCGUGGCAAAUGCUAACUGCGAAAACGACUCGAACUGUGGAGGAUUGCGAAAGGCUUGUCAGGAUGGGAUUUGCAGAUGUGCUCACGCUCUUGCCUUACAUGGUUUUCCACUUUACAUAGAAGCUUUAACGAAGUUCUGUUCACAACGGACAUGUUUGGAAACGACUGAUUCUUGCUUUGGACUACCGUGCGGGCGCGGUAUAUGCUCAUGUAAUUAA